Messenger RNA from Amblyraja radiata (thorny skate), 4382 nucleotides. It is a transcript of the gene b3galt1b, whose product is annotated as UDP-Gal:betaGlcNAc beta 1,3-galactosyltransferase, polypeptide 1b. Gene Ontology annotation, biological process: protein O-linked glycosylation. Bases 636 to 1616 code for a protein of 326 amino acids. Gene Ontology annotation, molecular function: N-acetyl-beta-D-glucosaminide beta-(1,3)-galactosyltransferase activity. The record is from RefSeq and is a predicted model, not a curated record. The transcript is spliced from 4 exons. Gene Ontology annotation, cellular component: Golgi membrane. Lineage: Eukaryota; Metazoa; Chordata; Chondrichthyes; Rajiformes; Rajidae.
UAGCUCGCUAGCUGAGCGCUGGCGUCGGGCUCUAAGCCCGGCCAGCGCACUGAGGGAAGCAAGCAAGCAAGCAAGCAAGGAGAUCUUUGCAACGCUGCGACAGUCACAAGACAGCAGCACUCGAGGUCAAUGAUCAGAGCCGGCCACUGAAUCUCCUUCCAUUGUCAAGCCAGGGCUGAGAUUCCAUUGGGAUUGCAAGUUCAGAUGAGCAACUCCCAGAGGGAAGGAUGUGAGAGAGACCGACAACAAGUCCUCUUUGGGUGACGUCUGAAUAUAAAGUUCGGACAGCGCUGGGGGGUGGAUGGUGAUGGCUCCUGGUUGUCGGAGAUGGGACAGUAGCUGGGCGGACUACACAGUGACAGAUACGCUCCAUGUCCCUCAUCAACAAGGGAGGCAGUACGACUGUCACGUGGCUAGGGCAGAUGCCUGAACACAACGCUUUCUGUGCAGCUGUACCAAUGCAACAUCCUGGAGGAACCUUGCAGCAUGUGAGCAGGGAUCCCUGCCUGAGCAGAAUGAUAGAAUGUCCUUGAACGACUUACUGCCCACUGUGAUUUCGCCAGCAUCCGCAACGGACUCUUUGAUUUGUGCGGCAUGUUCCCUGAUAUGUGACGUGAUGUGAGAGGGCAGUUAGCAUGGCUUCCAAAGUCUCCUGCCUGUACUUUCUAACCGUGGUUUGCUGGGCCAGUGCGCUCUGGUACCUGAGUGCCACCCGACCCUCGUCGACCUUCGUGGCACACAGUUCGUUUUCGCGCAUGAUCGUCGAGAAGAAGGACUUCAACUUCACCAACAUCCGAACCCGUUCCCUGAACCCACACAACUUCAACUACCUUAUCAACGAGCCCAACAAAUGCGAGCCCAUCAACCCCUUCCUCGUGAUCCUGGUCAGCACCACGCACAAGGAGUUCGACGCCCGGCAGGCGAUCAGGGAGACCUGGGGAGACGAGAACAACUUCAAGGGCAUCGAGCUGGUCACCUUGUUCCUGCUGGGGAGGAACGCCGACCAUAUCUUGAACGAGAUGGUGGAGCAGGAGAGCCAGAUCUUCCACGACAUCGUGGUGGAGGACUUUGCCGACUCCUAUCACAACCUCACGCUGAAAACGGUCAUGGGGCUGAAGUGGGUGGCCACCUUCUGUUCCAAAGCCAAGUACGUGAUGAAGACUGACAGUGACAUCUUUGUCAACAUGGACAACCUGAUCUACAAGCUGCUCAAGCCCAACACCAAACCGCGGAGGAGAUAUUUCACUGGGUACGUUAUCAACGGAGGCCCGAUCCGGGAUGUCCGUAGCAAGUGGUACAUGUCCCGAGAUGUCUACCCGGACAACAACUACCCUCCCUUCUGUUCUGGGACGGGUUACGUCUUUUCUACAGAUGUAGCUGAAGCUAUUUAUAAGACAUCUCUCCACACCAGGAUACUUCAUCUCGAGGAUGUCUAUGUCGGGCUUUGCCUGAGGAAGCUCGGCAUCCAUCCCUUUCAGAACAGUGGCUUCAAUCACUGGAAGGUCUCCUACAGUCUCUGUAGAUAUCGCAGGGUCAUUACUGUGCACCAGAUCUCUCCCGAAGAGAUGCAGAGAAUCUGGAACGAGAUGGCAAGCAAAAAACACCUCCGUUGCUAAGUGGAACAUAUCAAAGGGUUUCUAAUUGCCGCUCAGUUUCUGAUCAACAAUCUGCAUCGAUUGAUCGCGAAUGAAGGGGAGAUUGUUUCCACAGCCAACAAGUAACUAAACGACUCAUUCCCUCAGAGGUGUAAAAUGUUAAUCUCGCAGAUAACAACUGUAACUGCUAUCACCAGUAGGAAAUGAAUGACAUGUUCAUUGGUACUGUCUGAUUUAAAUCUAGUUAGCUCUGCUUCACUUCAUGUUUGGAAACAAAACCAUAUAAGCAUCCACAAACAUUAAAGCUAUUGCUGAAGGUGAUAUCUAUUCAUUAUACAUUUAUCACUUGUAUAGUUAGUUAUAACUUGCUUGAGGAAUGUGCAAUUGCCAAGGUUCCCACCUUAAACUUCCCUCUUGAGAACUAGCUAUUGCAUCUUAAUUACGUCAGGAUGGGAAAGCUGGAUAUUCUCAGUGCGGGAGAGAGUGUGGAUUUGAAAUACAAGACUUGCAGAUAAAUACAUGCCUGGCUUUCAUAUUUAUUUAAUUUUAAAUAGACAUUACUAACUUACUUUACAAAAUUGUGUCUAAUUGCCUUGAAUGCAUUACCUAUAGUGCAUCUGGUUGAAGUUUUGCCGAACAGCAUAUUAUCAAUUCAGUGCAAUUAAAUAUAAAAUCUGCACUUUAAUGCAUUCAAUGUGAAUUUAAAUGACAUAUUUAGUUAUCAUAGUGUGAAAAGAGGUUUUUAAGCAGUGGGUUGAUCAGGUGAUUUUAAUGGUGACAUUGUAUAUAUGCAUAUAAGAAAACAUUUAGCUUUGUAUAAUGUUAAAACUGCUGUUAAUGUAUUGACAGGACAAAUGUUUUUUUUUUAAAUUGCCAACAUGUUACUCGGGCUCUCUCAUCAAGCUGAAAAUAGUUGGUGUCGAUGCGAAAUUAAGAUUGUGUGCAUCAUUGAACAUUGAAACACAACAUGCCUUCGACAGUGGAAGUGAAUGUUCAGUCAUUGCUUGCAUAUCCUUCAUAACUCAAAAGCAAAAAAAAAUACUGCAGAUGCUGGAAACCGGAGCUAAAAAUUCGACAAACACCCAAUGGUUCAGGCAGCAUCUGUGGAGAGAGAAAUUAAGUUAAUGUGUAGGAAAGAACUGCAGAUGCUGGUUUAAAUCGAAGAUAGACACAAAAUGCUGGAGUAACUCAACGGGACAGGCAGCACCUGUGGAGAGAGGGAAUGGGUGAUGUGAGAGGAUGUUGCUGAACUAGCUAACUGACUAAUAAAGUUAAUGUUUCAGGUGGGUAACCUUUCAUCAGAUUGCAAUGUGCAGUAGUGUUCCGAUGUAAUACUAUGUACUAAAUGUUUUCAAAAAGAGCACAGAUUUUAAUGAUUCAAUAACUAUUUCAGUAAAGUGUUCGUUCAGAAGGCUGGUUUUCUGUACUGACGUGGUUGAAUUGUAGCUUUUCCUUUUUGAGUUUGAGUGUAUAUUUUAGCCAUGCAUAGUAAAUUAUAUCCAAUUAUACAAAGAAACUGGAGUUGAACAAACAAAACUAAACGAAAUCUAGAGUUGCUGUAAAAUGGUGUGGUAUCAUUAAUGAAACUCAGUAAAUGUAUUCAUCUCAUAUGUAAAAUAGAUCUGUUGUACAUUUUGACUGUUUCAAAAAAGGUAAUGAAAGUGUCAACUAAAUGCUAUAUUUUGUGUCCAUUCUUUCACACAGAUGAUUUUUCAAAUGGUGUGUUUCGUACUGCAAAUUUAGGCUUGUCUAAAGGCAGGUUUUUAUGACAAACUACAAGCACAGUUGGUUAACACAAAGUAUUCCUUUUUGUUAAGCUUUAAAAUUUACUAUUAUUUUAUAGCAAACAAAUUAGGUUUAUUGGUAAUUAAAACUGAUGUUUUCAGCAUAUUUGUUUGUAUAUUUAUUAUUAAUGUUUCCAGUCAGAAUAUUAAUCUAUUUCUUCAGUGAGACAAAUAAAGUCAUUAUUAAAGUCAUAGAAUGAUACAGCGUGGAAACAGACCCUUCGGCCCAUCUUGCCCACACUGGCUAACAUUUUCCAGGUACACUAGUACGACCUGCCCACGUUUGGUCCAUAUCCCUCCAAACCUGUCCAUGUACCAAUCCAUGUACCUGAUCCAUGUACCUGAUUAACUGUUGGGAUAGCCCCUGCCUCAACUACCUCCUCUGGCAGCUUGUUCCAUACACCCACCACUCUUUAUGUGAAAACGUUGUCCCUCAGAUUCCUAUUAAAAAAAAAUUCUCUUCACCUUAAACUGUCCUCUCUGGUCCUCGAUUCCCCUACUCUGGGCAAGAGACUCUGUGCAUCCACCCGAUCUAUUCCUCUCAUGAUUUUUAUACACUUAAUUCUUUCAUUACUUAAUUAUUUUUCUUUCCAUUUGUGGUUAAGUUUAUAAACGUCCACCAGCAAGGGAGUUUCUUGGCAAUUCUACAAAAUGUUACCUCUUAUUUAAUUAUUUGCAAAAGAUCCUCAAUGAAUUAAUUUAGUUGAUUGUCUGUAGAUUUCUAUUCAGUAAAUGAUUGGAAUCGAAUGCUCCAGUGUACCUUACAAAAGCAAGUGUAAUUUUAAGGUAACAUCUAUUAAGAGUUGCACUUGGUAUUAACUGAUAACAUAAAUGACUGUGAUUAAAAUCUUAAUUGCUACAUUAUGCCGGAUCACAACCUCGCUAAUCAUUGUUGAAAAUAAGUAAUGCAACAUUAAAAAUGCGUCAGACAAUUAAAACCUGUACAAAUUUAUUACUGUAUUAUAUUACAAGUUAUGUAUACAAAAUAAAUAUCAGGCAAUAG